GGUUCCACAAGCAGACCAACCCCACGAGCCGAGAAACCUCCGCAAGUCAACAAUAGACUUGGGCCAGUUGACGCUAGAGAGGGAAAGACUCAGGACAGAAGAAUUAAAAAUGAAGCGUAAAUAUAGUCGUAAAUCCUCCAAAAAGGCACCUGUACUUACACAAGAGCAGCUGUUGGAAGAAGCAAAGAAGACAGAAGUAGAGAACCUUGCUUCCCUCGAGGCUUAUGCUCGCAUGGAAGCACAAAAGAAGACGUACAAAAUCAAAGAUCACACUAUCAGUGGUCCGGCAAUUCGCUAUCACUCUGUCACUAUGCCUGCCUUUGAGAGAGACGGAGGUUUAACAACCGAGAAAUAUUCGCGCAACUUUCUUGUAUUUACGGACACAAGUACAAUACCUACCUCGAUAUUUCCAACUGAAAAACCAACAAAACCCAAGUCUUUGUACUGCAAGGUAACUGGCCUACCGGCUAAGUAUAUAGACCCUUUGACAAAGUUUCCUUAUUCAACUGCUCAAGCUUUUAAGGUUAUACGAGACAGAUAUGUGAAGGAGAAGGAGGAAAAGUGUGAGGAGAGACUCCAGCAGUUGAGUGACUGGUUGGAAGAGAAGAAGAGAUUAAAGAUAAAGCAGACACGUUGAGACUUGUAUGUAGUGUAUUUGAGUGGUUAUUUUGAUGAAAUCAUCUCUCCCUCUCUCUCUCUCUCAUCUAUAACCUCUCUUACUAUAUCUCUAGUAAUUUUUUUUAUUUAAUCCAUGUCGUUAUGUGCAUGCAAGAAUAACGUUAGUAGUUAAACCUGAUGCUGCAAAUCUGCCAAUUUCUUUAGCCAUGUUGUUUGUGUUGCAAUAUUGUGUGAUAAAUUAAUUUCUGAUCAUAUUUAUUGUGUGAUCUAUA
Amphimedon queenslandica is the source of this 890-nucleotide messenger RNA. RefSeq names its product vacuolar protein sorting-associated protein 72 homolog. Bases 110 to 637 code for a protein of 175 amino acids. Lineage: Eukaryota; Metazoa; Porifera; Demospongiae; Haplosclerida; Niphatidae. Gene Ontology annotation, cellular component: nucleus. The transcript has a single exon. The record is from RefSeq and is a predicted model, not a curated record.